CUUUGUUCGUAGUAAGUCGUGCAUUGUUUUCACUAGGCCUGAAAGAGAGUUCCAUUGAGGGGAAUUACUGAGAAGUGAGCGAAGUGGACACCUGUACUGAUCGCAUACCUGUCGGCCAGAAAUGCUCACAUUCUUCGCGAGUCCAGAGUUCGUAAACCAGCCAAUUCGAGGCAGAAGAUAAGAACUCGCUGGGUUUCUUGCUUCUCGUCUAUCUCAAAAGCGGCCAAAGGUUACGCACGGACUAUCCAUCAUCGCGUAGUUUGGUCGUCAGUGUAGACUCAGAGUUGUUUUGCUUGCUAGCGAGUGAAGUCGUACCUUGGAAAUAGUUCGUAAUGCCUGCCAAAGCCCAAAAGAUCAACCCUGACUUGCUGAAGGAGCGCCAGAAGGCCUCUUUCAAAACGGAGGAACUAGCUGUUUGGUGGAAUGGCGGCCAGAAGAAGCUGGAGAACAAACGAUUCCUCGAGGACUACUUUCUUAAUGAUCCAGCACUGCAAGAUGACUUACCAAUUUCGUACAUGUCUCACAAGGAACUUUAUGAACACAGCGUCAAAAAGUCAUACAUUGUGCUGAAGAAACUCCAUGAGUACCAGAAGAAGACUGGCAAUUCCAUUGAUAACUAUAUGGCUUUACUCGGUGGGAACCUUGGCUCAGGGCUAAUCAAAGAAGGAAACCCACUGACAGUGCAUUUUGUUAUGUUUCUUCCAACAUUGCUGGGCCAAGCAACACCUGAACAACAAGCUGAAUGGCUGCCGCGUGCAUGGAAUUGCAACAUUAUCGGAACCUAUGCCCAAACAGAACUUGGUCACGGAACUUUCAUUCGUGGACUAGAAGCUCGUGCCGAUUAUGACCCCAAAACACAGGAGUUCGUUUUAAAUAGUCCAACACUGACUUCAUACAAAUGGUGGCCCGGUGGAUUGGCUCACACCGCCAACUAUGCCGUUGUCGUUGCUCAACUCUACACGAAAGGCGAAUGCCAUGGAAUCCAUCCAUUUAUUGUUCAGCUUCGGGAUGAAGAGACACACAUGCCUUUGCCUGGAAUUAAGAUUGGUGAAAUUGGCACCAAGGUCGGAAUGAAGAGUGUAAACAACGGAUAUUUAGGCUUCGAGAAAGUCCGUAUUCCUAGGAAGAAUAUGCUUAUGAAAAAUGCUCAAGUAUUGGAAGAUGGAACAUUCGUUAAGCCCAAAGCCUCCGUCCUGACAUAUGGAACUAUGAUGUUUGUGCGGGUGGCUAUUGUAGGCGAUGCUUCGAACAAUCUCGCUAAGGCAGUAACAAUUGCAACAAGAUAUUCAGCAGUUCGGAGGCAAAGUCCAAUCGAUCCAAACAAGCCAGAACCACAGAUCAUCGAUCAUGUGACGCAACAACUGAAACUCUUCCCCCAAAUCGCAAAGGCAUUCGUAUUCAAAGUCGCCGCAAAUUAUAUUUGGGAUUUGUAUAAUCAAAUCACCGGUGAAUUGGCCAAAGGAGACUUGGAACGAUUGCCCGAACUCCACGCAAUGUCAUGUUGUUUAAAAGCAAUUUGCACAGCCGACGCUAGUUCUGGCGUUGAAUUGCUACGUCUUUCGUGUGGCGGCCAUGGCUACAUGGAAUGCUCUAAUUUCCCGACAAUAUACGGAAUUGCAACUGCGGCAGUCACUUAUGAAGGCGAAAAUACUGUACUUUUACUCCAGACCGCACGUUAUUUAAUGAAAGCCUGGAGCCUCGCAUUACAAAAUGAAAAACUUGUACCCACUGUAGCCUACCUCGGCGAGUACAGAGAUUCAACAAGGUUCACCAAUUGGGAUGGCUCAGUUCCACAAAUCAUUGAAGCAUUCAAGUUUGUUGCGGCCCAGAAAGUGCGGCUUGCUUAUAAUAGUGUUGAAAAGCGCAGGCAAUCCGGUUAUAGCCAGGAAGAAGCUGCCAAUCUAUCAGGAAUAGAAUUGACCCAAGCAGCAAAUAUCCACUGCCGAGCAUUCCUCCUACAAAUGUGCUACGAACAACUUGAGCAAAACUCGAAAGACACCUCGCCAGCCUUGGCUGUAAUUCUCAAAGACAUUAUUGAACUAUACUCUGUCGAUGCAUGUCUAACUCAUCUUGGUGAAUUGCUAAGGUUUGUGCAAUUAGAUGAAAGUCAAGUGUCGCAGCUUCAACGUAGACUCGAGACUGUUCUAGCCCGCAUUAGGCCGAAUGCUGUCGCCAUCGUAGACGGUUUCGAUUUCCACGAUAGAGUGCUGUCUUCCGCUUUGGGAGCUUACGACGGUAACGUAUAUGAGAGAUUAUUCCAAGAGGCCCAGAAAAGUCCGCUCAAUCAAGAGCCCGUCAAUAAGUCAUUCCAUGAGUAUUUGAAACCCCUCAUGAAAUCAAAUUUAUAAAGUCUGAAAAAAAUACUACAUAAAUCAUAUUAGACAAUUGUAUUCGCAGGGAGUUGGUGUUAUUUGUAUAUGUUGCGUUGUUUUUAACAUAUAUUGAAUGAAAUACAUAGAAAUAUUUUCUAUUUUUACACAGAUUUAUUGUAUUUUUAACCAAGAAAUGAUUAUUAUCAGUUGUUAUACAUUCUAGUUACCAUAAUCCAAGG
This is a messenger RNA of Hermetia illucens (black soldier fly), 2551 nucleotides long. RefSeq names its product probable peroxisomal acyl-coenzyme A oxidase 1 (gene ACOX1). Gene Ontology annotation, biological process: lipid homeostasis; fatty acid beta-oxidation using acyl-CoA oxidase. NCBI's taxonomy places the organism in Eukaryota, Metazoa, Arthropoda, Insecta, Diptera, Stratiomyidae. The record is from RefSeq and is a predicted model, not a curated record. Gene Ontology annotation, molecular function: FAD binding; acyl-CoA oxidase activity; fatty acid binding. Gene Ontology annotation, cellular component: peroxisome. The transcript is spliced from 8 exons. The coding region runs from base 333 to 2348 and encodes 671 amino acids.